AAAAAGUCGCGCAUCUGCAAGUUUGAGAACUGCACGCGAUACGUCGUGAACCGCGGACUUUGCAUUGGCCACGGAGGCGGCAAGCGAUGUGCAGUCCCGGGGUGCACGAGCAGUGCUAAAAAUUUGGGCGUUUGCUGGAAGCACGGCGGCUCGACCAAGUGCACUGUUGCCGGUUGUGAGAAUCGUGCCAAGUCGCGCGGUGUUUGUUGGUCUCACGGCGGAGGCCGCAAAUGCAGCGAAGAAAACUGCACCAAGACGGCGGUCUCCCACGGUCUCUGCUGGGCUCACGGAGGAGGCAAGCGGUGCGUUGUGGAAGGAUGCCGUAAGCCAGCUUACGAGCGCAACGGCAACGUGUGCUCUCUGCAUCAAGCCACCAACCCCGGUGCCUUGCAGAAGCCUGCCAAGCGAUGA
This is a messenger RNA of Phytophthora sojae, 411 nucleotides long. RefSeq lists its product as hypothetical. The transcript has 5 exons. The annotation marks the transcript as partial. The record is from RefSeq and is a predicted model, not a curated record. Lineage: Eukaryota; Oomycota; Peronosporomycetes; Peronosporales; Peronosporaceae.